AUGUCCAUCUGGAUUCAAUUGACUGAUCUUAUUCAUCGAACUACUUCUAGGAGCCCACCACCAUUGCCUCCUGCUACUGCAAACUCAGUGCUCGAACAAAUUAUUCGCCACUGGACUUCACAAACCCCUCGUCAAAAGCAAACUGCGAUACUUGGAUCAGCUCUCAUUGCUCUAGCAUACUAUAUUUUAGCUCCGUCUUUAUUUCCUCCUUCUGAACAAGAGCGCGCCAUGUUUACCAAAAGACCAGAUAAGCACACUACCGGACUCAUAAACUUGCGUAAUGACUGUUUUGCCAACUCUUCCCUUCAGGCAUAUCUGUCCUUACCCGGGCUUACCGAUUAUUUGAAUUCUUUCAUUGAUUCCUUCCACCAAUUACAAAGCUUGUCUCCUCAAACUGCUAAAGAAGAUUACGCUGUAGAAACAGAAGGUGAAGAUGCUUCCAAAGAAAAGGGACGUAAUAAGAAACCUACUGUGUUUGGUAUUCCCCUUCAUAUCGCUCUUGCUCGUAUCAUGAAGAAAUUGCAAGAUACUCAAAUGACUACUAGAACAGUGUCAGUGUGGACAUUUCUCCAUGAAUUGGAGACUAUUUUCCAUGCAAAGAUUUCUCGUUCUCAGCAUGAUGCCCAUGAACUCACCCAGUUGAUUAAUGAAACUUUAGAAAAUGAAAACUUAAGGGUUCAAAAACGGUUGAAACUGUUAUUAGCUGACAAACUGGUAAGUCCAGUUUUGGUAGAACAACUUGAAUCCUUGGAAAUUCCAGAAUUCCCUCUCAGUGGCCUUAUCUUAACCCAAAUGGUUUGUCUUACAUGUAAGCAUGUACUGAAACCAUCAUUCAGUCCAUUUCUCAUGCUUACCCUUCAUACUCCUGAGAAAGUGUCUACUGAUUUGGAUAAGAUUUUAGAUGAAAAUGAAUCUGAAACCAUAGAUGGGUAUCAAUGUUUGAAAUGUAGAUUGCAAAGAAUUGUGCAGAAUGAAGAGUAUGCUAAAAGAAGUGAAUUUGAAGAAGGGGAACAGGAAUAUCUUUCCCAAAUUGCAUCUCUCAACAAUGAUUCACAACUCAGUAUUAAUGAAGAUUUAUCUGAAGGUUUGGAAAGUUAUGUCAAGUCAUAUAAUAAGAAUGGCACUGAUAUUAGUAUGGUUACAUCGACUGUAUUGAGGAAGAAUCUUAUCCUUAAACCUCCAAAGAUUUUCGGUAUUCAUUUAUCUAGAUCUUCAUUUGAUGGUGUUAGCGCUACUAGAAACGCGUGUCGUGUUUCUUUUAAAGACCAAAUGACUUUAUCUAUUGGUAAGGAAUAUUUUGAAGAAUUAAAACAAUUUCAAAAUGCUGCCAGAGAUGAUGAAUCCGAUGCUAUUAUCAAAUCUAACGUGUUGACCACAGAUGUAAACGAUAUGGAAGAUGAGGACGUUCAAAGAGAAGAUGUGGAUGAAAAAGGUGAAGAAGAUGAAGAUGAUUCAGAAGUCACCAGCUCCAGUGCCACCGAAGGUGAGGAAGAUUUGGAUGGGGAUGAAACCGAUUCUGAUGCAUCUUCUUUAACUUCUCAAGAAUCCAUAAGUGAAUCUAUUGCUACCACCGCUACACUCAAGGGAGGUUCAACUGCACCACCACUGGUGUUUUCUAGACAGACCGCCAAAAAGCCGGUAGAAACAUUGAAUAAUGCACCAAUUACUGAGGAUCAAACGGAUGAUUUGAAGGAACACUUUAAAAGUUUUAAGUUUAAUGAAAACGAUGUAUAUAAGUAUAAGCUUAAGGCCUUGAUUAGACAUCAAGGUUCGCAUACACAGGGACAUUAUGAGUGUUACAAGAGAAAACCACUCUUUGUCAAGGAUAAAGAAGGAAACAUUUUCAAGCUCUCUCCUGAAAUUUCUGAUGAAUCGAUUGAAGAUGGAGUUCAUUGUUCUGUUUCUAUAGAGAAACCUGAAGAUGUAAAUUCUGCUGCGGGCAAGGAAAACGAGUCUUCUAAAAGAAGUAAUUCUGUUUCGCUGGAGGAGCAUUUGAAGUUUCAUAAUGCAAUUGAAACUGGGGAUAUCAAAGGUAUUGGAGGAACACCAUUCCGUCGUAAGCUUUCUAAUAUGAUGGGUAGACGUCCUUCAAUUUUCCAAGCGGACCCACAAGACAUCCAUGAAAUCAUUCACUCGGGUCUCACCACCCCUGCUGAACUUCUUAUUGAAAACCCAGAGCCAGACUAUUUCUCGGCAAGACCAAGUGCAUUUGAAAAGAAAAAUGUGCAAGAAAAGGAAAGAGUGAAAAUGACCAAAAUUCCAUCAUUAAUUAAAAACCCAUAUUGGAGAAUCAGUGAUUCUCAAAUCACUGAGGUUUCCCGUAGUGCCGUUCUUUGUGAGACUACCAGUGUAUAUAUGCUUUACUACGAGAGAGUGGACAGAAAGCAAAUUAAGAGUAGGAGAUAA
Messenger RNA from [Candida] anglica, 2406 nucleotides. NCBI's taxonomy places the organism in Eukaryota, Fungi, Ascomycota, Pichiomycetes, Serinales, Debaryomycetaceae. The record is from the annotation of a GenBank genome assembly.